Scleropages formosus (Asian bonytongue) is the source of this 5995-nucleotide messenger RNA. It is a transcript of the gene mical2a, whose product is annotated as microtubule associated monooxygenase, calponin and LIM domain containing 2a. Gene Ontology annotation, molecular function: protein binding; FAD binding. The record is from RefSeq and is a predicted model, not a curated record. The transcript has 33 exons. Bases 342 to 5201 code for a protein of 1619 amino acids. Lineage: Eukaryota; Metazoa; Chordata; Actinopteri; Osteoglossiformes; Osteoglossidae.
GGCAGCGGAGUCGGUACAACGUGGACUAGAGUCGCGCCGGUGCUCCAUCGAGAACGAGCACCGCACGAGCGCUGCGGUCGUCGGACACGAGCGAAAUCGGGAGAACGAAAAAAAGAAGAAGCCGGGGUGCGGGGGGGGAGGGACAGUCUCGAGGACAAGGUCCUCGCCCCGCGCAGCUGAGACCGGCUUGCGACGCGUGCCGUCAGUCCCGAGCUCCCAUUCGCUCCCUGGGCACACGAGCGCCGGUUGGGCAUGCCAGGAGGAGACGGACCGCGGGGGUAGCCUACGAGCCACUGGAGAGGGCCACAUAAGAGGAGGAGAAGGAGCGGGCCGCGGGAAAGAUGGGAGAGACGGAGGAUGAGAAGAGCUCCCAGGCUGGGCAGCUCUUCGAGAACUUCGUACAGGCCUCGACCUGCAAGGGAACUCUGCAGGCCUUCAACAUCCUAUGCCGGCAGCUGGAGCUUGACCCCUCAGACCACAGGAACUUCUACAGCCGGCUGAAGGCCAAGGUCACUUCCUGGAAGGCCAAGGGCCUGUGGAGCAAACUGGACAAGAGAGCCGUCCACAAGGAGUAUAAGAAGGGAAAAGCCUGCAUCGGCACCAAGUGCCUCAUCAUCGGAGGUGGCCCCUGUGGCCUGCGAACGGCUAUCGAGCUGGCCCUGCUGGGCGCCAAGGCGGUGGUGAUCGAGAAGAGGGACACCUUCUCCAGGAACAACGUGCUCCACCUCUGGCCCUACACCAUUCAUGACCUGCGUGGCCUCGGUGCCAAGAAGUUCUACGGCAAAUUCUGCGCAGGAUCUAUCGACCACAUCAGUAUUCGCCAGCUCCAGCUUAUGCUGCUGAAGAUUGCCCUGAUCGUCGGCGUAGAGAUCCACGUCAACGUGGAAUUCAUCAAACUCCUGGAGCCACCAGAGGACCAGGAGAAUGAAGGGCCAGGGUGGAGGGCAGAGGUUCGACCCGCCGAUCACCCGGUCGCCGACUUCGACUUCGAAGUGAUUGUGGGAGCUGAUGGGCGGAGGAACACCCUGGAAGGUUUCAGGAGAAAAGAAUUUCGCGGGAAGCUGGCCAUCGCCAUCACGGCCAACUUCAUCAACAGGAACACGACGGCCGAGGCCAAGGUGGAGGAGAUCAGCGGCGUGGCCUUCAUCUUCAACCAGAAGUUCUUCCUCGAGCUCAAGGAGGAGACGGGCGUCGACCUGGAGAACAUCGUCUACUACAAGGACAACACUCACUACUUCGUGAUGACGGCCAAAAAGCAGAGCCUCCUGGACAAGGGAGUCAUCGUUAAUGACUACAUCGACACGGAGAUGCUCCUGAGCGGCGAGAACGUGAACCAGGAGGCCCUGCUGUCGUACGCUCGCGAGGCCGCCGACUUCGGCACCAACUACCAGCUGCCCUCGCUGGACUACGCAAUGAACCAUUACGGGCAGCCGGAUGUCGCCAUGUUCGAUUUCACCUGCAUGUACGCGUCGGAGAACGCGGCGCUCGUGCGAGAGCGGUUCGGCCACCGCCUGCUGGUGGCGCUGGUGGGCGACAGCCUGCUGGAGCCUUUCUGGCCCAUGGGGACGGGAUGCGCACGAGGCUUCCUGGCUGCCUUUGACACGGCGUGGAUGGUGAAGGCCUGGGCGCAAGGCAGGGCUCCCCUGGAGAUCCUGGCAGAGAGGGAGAGCCUAUACAGGCUGCUGCCUCAGACGACCCCGGAAAACAUCACCAAGAACUUUGAGCAGUACACCAUUGAUCCAGGAACGCGGUAUCCCAACCUGAACUCCAGUUGCGUGCGGCCGCACCAGGUGCGCCACCUGUACAUCACCGGCGAGCUGCAGCCGUGCACGCUGGAGCGCAGCGCGUCCGUGAGCCGACCGGUUAAUCUGGCCCGACGGGAGUCGGAGGUGCGGCCAAGCCGGCUGCUGACCUGGUGUCAGAAGCACACAGAAGGCUACCGGAACGUCGACGUGUGUGACCUCACCUCCUCCUGGAAGAGCGGCCUGGCGUUGUGCGCCCUCAUACACAGUUUCAGGGCUGACCUCAUUGACUUUGACUCGCUCAUUGAGGAAGACUGUGCCAAGAAUAACCAGCUGGCCUUCAACAUUGCUGAGCGCGAGUUCGGCAUCUCUCCCAUUACCACUGGCACGGAGAUGGCGGCCAACCAGGGCCCAGACAAGCUCAGCAUGGUCAUGUACUUGUCCAAGUUCUACGAGAUGUUCCGGGGUGCUCCGCUACCGGCGGCAGACUCCAGAAGAGAAACUAAUGAAAACAGAGAAGAUUAUUCCGGAAAGCCAGCAAAUUCCAUUUACAAUUUGAAGAAUCUCUCACUGCCAAGGAAACGGAUACCAAAGGGCGACCACAAAUCUGAGGACAACGAUUCGAGCAAAAGACGCCGCAAGUUCUCCAACUACUUGGAAGAGGCGACCAACUUGUCCAGUCAAAACGCCAACUCCGCCCCCGAAAGCGGGGAGCUGCUGAAGGAGAACAAAGUGAAGUUCAUGGCCACCCAACUGUUAGCCAAAUUCGAGGAAAACGCUGCGAGUUGCUCCCUCCGCAGGCAGGCCGAGUGCGACUCGGCCCCCGCUGGGCCCCCGUUGUCUCCCCGGCCCCCGCGGCCCUUGCGGCCGCCGUCUCUCGACAUGAGGGAGAACCCGCGCUUUGCCAGGCCCAAGGACCAAGCCCCUCCCUCUCCUCCUCUGAAAAGGCAGUCAGUCGCCCGUGUGAAAUGUGCACCGGAAUGUGCCGGGCCGCCCUCACCCCUUCCCAGCCUCCGCCACAUUCCCAGGAAGCCCAGACAGGCCGAUCAAUCAGACGGGGGCCCGCAGGCCGGGAGCGCGCCUUGCGCAGAUUACCCAGACUCCCUGGCCUCGUACCGCUCCACGGUCCUGGCCGUGUCCGGCAUGCUCCAGCGCCUCCAACGGCUGGAAGAUCAAAUCAGCCAGAAGAAAGCUCAGACCCAGAAUGCUAGAGAGUUUCACAAAAAGAGCAUAAAGGAGAAGGCGGUCCACCUAUCCUCUCUUUUUUCUGGCUGCCCAGCCGCUCCGAGCCAGCGCACCGUGGGGAAGGUGUCCCUGGUCAUAGGUGCGAUGGCAGAGACCUUAGUCGCCCUGUAUGAGAACGACCACAGGCCCCGAGCCGUAUGUCCAUCUGCAUCGUCGGGUUCGUUGCGGAGGGAGUUCCCGUCGAGCCUGGGUGGCAGCGACACGUGCCACUUCUGCAGGAGACGCGUGUACGUGAUGGAACGCCUGAGCGCCGAGGGAUUGUUCUUUCACCGCGAGUGCCUCCGCUGUGCCACCUGUAGCUGCACGUUGCGCCUCGGGAGUCACGCCUUCGACUGCGCGCAGGGCAAGUUUUACUGCAAGGUUCACUUUGCUCAGCAGAAAGCUCUCACCAAGCAGAGGAGGUGGACGGUGGAGAUACGUAAGGAGGACCUGGAGGCGAGGACCCCGGAGGAUUCCGGGACAACGUCUCCCGACGGGAGCGUGCCGCACUCGGCCGCCGGCAGCCCAGACAGCCAGCCUCCAGGUUGGUACUGUCAGCUUAUGCAGGGUGGGCCGGAGGCAUGUAGGGACACUCAUGAGACAUGCGGGCUGGGGUCCAUCCCAGCCGCAGAGGGCGUGGGGAUACAGGCCACAGAGGGCAUCGCUCCGCUCCGCACGCACAGCUGCUCCAGCUCCGAGGGCCUCAACGGGACCGAUGACACGCAUUCCUCGCCCCCGGGGAUCGCACGCGGACCGGCGGGGGCUGAGAAAGGCGAGUCGGCGGAACCCAGCGGACUCCCUGUGACCGCGGUGGCCUCGUGCGACCAGGGCGCCGCCCCCGGGGGACACAGGACACGGGUCGUGGGGGUCGUGGAGCCUGAGAAGACCUCGGCAGACGGCGGCGGGACCCCCGUCGGGUCGCCCAGCCUCGUGUCCCGGGGGGUCCCUUGCAAAGAGUCGGGCUCCGGGGGGCCCCUGGGUGCGGAAACGCUCUCGGCAGCGAAGAGGACGCUGACCCUGUCGCUGAGCGAGCGGGAGAAGCUGCUGGACUGGGACGCAGGCGCUCCCGAGAGACCCGAUGCACUGGGCGAGGGGACGGCACCAGAGGUCGGUGCUCUCGAUCCCGGGUCCACCCCGAGCCAGCUGCAGCCCCAGCCUCAGCCCGAGUCUCCUCAGUCUCCCCUCCAGUGGGUGGCCAGCGCCUUGCGGCGGUCCUUUGGGAGCUCUGCCGCGGGACUCAGCGUCGACGAGGGCCAGAGGAACAGGCCUCCCUCCCAGGGCUCCUUCAGGUGGUCUUCCCUGUUCUGGGGACGAACCCAAACCCCGCGGGAGGAGCAUCCGGAGGAAGCAGGGCGGGCGGUUCAGCCGCCCCCCGCGGGAAGGAUAACGCCGACGGCCGAGCGCCGAGAUCCUCGCGUCUCCGACCUGCCAGGCCUGCUGGAGAGCGUCUCCCUGAGCCCGGGGUCGAGGAAGGUCUCCAGAGACGACAUGGUCAUCCCUCCACCACGGAGCCUGAACUUCUUCUCGUCCCUGAGGCUGAAGAGAAGCGGCGAGAUAGAGAGGAGGGCGAGCGACAGCCAGGAGAAGGACAUCUGGUCCAUCGUCGCGCAGCUCAGAAACAGAGUCUCCAGCCGGGAGCGGCAGGAGACCAGUUCCUCCAGCUGCUCCAGCGAAGACGACGAGAGGCCCGUUGCCAAGCAGAAGGAGGGCCUGUCUCUGAAAGAGGGGCGACAGGAGAGGACAGAGGGGAGGCAGGUCCGGCAGGAGCAGCUGAAGAGACUCCACAGAGCCCAGGUGAUCCAGAGACAGCUGGAAGAGGUGGAGGAGAAGCAGAAAACGCUGGAGGAGAAGGGGGUCACCCUGGAGAAAAUGCUGAGGGGGGAGACAGCCGGAGGAUCCGGGGACACGUCCCAUCUGCUGCAGACCUGGUACCACCUGGUCCUGGAGAAGAACGGGCUGGUGGAAUACGAGUCCGAACUCACGAUCUUCGCUCAGGAGCUGGAGCUGGAGGACAACCAGAGUGAGCUGCAGCAGAAGCUCCGGCGCAGAAUGGCCAUCGACGACUCCAGGAAGAGCCCCCAGGAGCUGGCCGAGGAGCAGGAGAUGUUUGCUGAAAUGAUGCGGCUGGUGGAACAGAGGGACACGCUGGUGGCGAAGCUGGACGGCAAGAGGCUCGGCGAGAGCGGAGCGGGUCGGAACCUGGAGACCCUGGUGCACCGGUUCCACUGGACCUGAGGCCCUGGGUCCCGUGCUAGUGCUGGCUGCGGGAUAAAGGGCCCCCGUUUGAACAUCAGCCCAGUAUUCAUGUUCCCGUCACAUAGGAAGGCAGCGUUUGAAAGGAUGCGGGAGCUCUCCUGGUGGUCUCUCUCUGCUCGUCAUUUCUGCGGUCCAGCAGCUCUUACCGCUGUCCUGGAAGUGCAGCAUCUGUAACAGCCUCCCUGUUAGCAGAUGGACCAGCGUUUAUCGGCGCAGGGAGGUUCCGCACGAACUUGCAGGCGUCCCCAGAAUAACUGCUUUAUUGUUUAAAAGGCAGCCAUGAGACGCCACGUGAACCUCGGGCAAUUCCUACACAGAGUCCCGCUAUGAAUAAUUCAAGCGGAGAAUAGAGCCAGGAGGUAUUCGGACAGCCGGCUCGCGAGCCAUCCCUCAACUCGGUUAACGUCCCCAAAGCAAAGAUUACACGGCGUCUCUUUGGAUUCCAGCUGCUCUCUCUUCUUCAUUUUCACUGCAGCCUCACUAUAAGAACCCUUUUUGUCUCUUGUAAGGACUGCAUCCUGCAGUAAUAUGUUAGAAGCUUUCAGUGUGAGCUUCGUUGUAAAAUCCCGUCCUGCCGCAGCGUCCACCUGGACGUGCGGUCAACAGCCACCCUAGACAGCCAUUCAGAAGUGGGACAUAUGGUUUAGAGAGACACCACCUGCGGUGCCCUUAUUGUGUUAUGUUUAUUUAUAGAAUGGACAGGACUGAAAACAGGUCUCACCACAUGCAGCUGCUCAGCUGGUCAUAACAUACAUGAAAGUACCAUAAGUUUA